Papaver somniferum (opium poppy) is the source of this 1542-nucleotide messenger RNA. Its product is annotated as heavy metal-associated isoprenylated plant protein 3-like. Gene Ontology annotation, molecular function: metal ion binding. The record is from RefSeq and is a predicted model, not a curated record. NCBI's taxonomy places the organism in Eukaryota, Viridiplantae, Streptophyta, Magnoliopsida, Ranunculales, Papaveraceae. Bases 17 to 1291 code for a protein of 424 amino acids. The transcript has 5 exons.
UAUGCAUCAUACAUAAAUGCCGCCUAUAAAUACUCGGAAUCAUUUCAUAUUCUCACACUUCACCAGAAAUAAAACCAAGAAUCAUUCAAUUCAAAUCACUAUUUUUAGGAUCACAGAAUCAUCUCCACAGCUAAAAGAAAUGGGAGAGAUGGAUACCAAAAACGAGAAACCAGUAGCAGAAACUAAGAAAGAAGAGAAGAAGAGUGACGGAGGUGCAAAGAAGGAUGAUGGAAUUGUUACUGUUGUUUUGAAAAUUGACAUGCAUUGCGAAGGUUGUGCUAAGAAAGUCAAGAAAUCUGUUAGACACUUUGAAGGUGUGGAAGAAGUUCAAGGAGACAUUGCAUCGAACAAAUUGACUGUAAAAGGGAAAGUAGAUCCAGUGAAAAUUAAAGAGAAACUUGAGCAGAAAACUAAGAAGAAAGUUGAGCUUAUUUCUCCUUCACCACCUAAGAAAGUUGAAGGAGGAGGUGAAAAGAAAGUUGAAGGAGGUGGUGAUAAGAAGAAAGAAGAAAAAAAGGUUGAAGAAAAACCAGCAGAAAAGAAAACAGAGGAGAAAAAGACAGAGGAAAAGAAACCAGCUGAAAAGAAACCAGAGGAAAAGAAAACUGAGGAAAAGAAACCUAAAGAGGCUCCUGUGGUGACAGUGGUACUGAAGAUUAGGUUGCAUUGUGAAGGAUGUAUAACCAAAAUUAGAAAAAUUAUCACAAAAUAUAAAGGUGUGCAAGAAGUAAAAAUUGAUAACACCAAGGAUUUAGUUACAGUGAAAGGAACAAUGGAUGUGAAGAGUCUAACUCCAUAUUUGAAAGAGAAAUUGAAAAGAAGUGUUGACAUUGUGCCACCACCGGCAGCAGCAGCGCCAAAGAAAGAUGAUGGAGGAAAGAAAGAAGGCGGUGGUGGUGGUGAGAAGAAAGAAGGCGGUGGUGGUGGUGGUGAGAAGAAAGACGGUGGAGAGAAGAAAAAUGUUGAAGUAAAAGCUGCCGCAGGUGGCGGUGAUGGAAAUAAGAAAGUUGAUCAAGCUCCGGCUCAGGCAGGAAAAGCUGAAGUCGGAAUAAACAAGAUGGACUACUAUGCAGGACAAGGAGGAUACGGGUACGCAAACGGAUACGGAUUUAACCCCGGGUACGGAGCUGCACCUGCCUACGCGUUUCCUGGCCCUGUGUACGGUUCUGGUCCUGGUGUUGGUUACUCGCAAGGCCCCGGAUACGGUCCUGGUCCAGGAUACGUCGUCGAAUAUGUACAUGCUCCACAAAUAUUCAGUGAUGAAAAUCCUAAUGCUUGUUCUGUCAUGUGAGAAAAAAGAAGAUCAAAAACUAAGACAAUGUAAAUAAACUUAGAACUAGAAUAUGAAUGAAUGCUUUUUUUUCUUCGGAGUAAAUAUCAAAAUGAGAAAUAUUUAUUUUUGAAAGACAACUAAAAACUCAAAAAAAAAUGGUUUUGAGGUUUUUGGUGGUGCGGUUGGUGGUACUUGGAUUCAAUGUCGUGGUAAAAAUGAAAAAAAUGUAAUUUUCUAAGUUGUCAAUUCAGUUUUCACUUUUGUUUUAA